GGGCGCAAUUUGAAGUCCUGCCUAGUCUGGAGUCAGCUGAAGGAGGUUCAACGAAGACAAUUUCCUGAUGAAGGGCUUUUGAACUGGAUCUACGUAAGUCAGGGCUGCUGGAGCAGGACAUUACAGGCGAGCGCCGCGCGUGGCAGUGUUGCAACACCGAUUGAUAUUUAUGUAACGAUGUCAAAUUGCGAUGCUUGGUCUUGGCCGUGCCUGGCUGCAAAUGUAGGGCGCUAUUUUAAGGACACGAACCCGGCAGUUGUUCCACGUCCUGUUCUACGCCUCGCUCCGCAAUGGCCGCUUUCAUUCUGAAAAGAAGCCUCUUCUACCUCUGCCUGCUAUCCGUUCGUGAAGGAUUCGCGCGGGAGCUCAGCUUCGCGACACCAGCUCGGGAUUCGAGCCAGCUGUUUGGCACCUCAAGCGUCAAGUGCCAACAAGAUUACGAUUGGGCGAAUAAUUCGUUGGGUCAAAGUCCAUGUUCAGUAGCUGCGUGGCUCAUGGGAGCCUGCGAGGGGUGGGGGACUAUGGACUAUCUUUCCCCAGAGUGUGAACCUUACAACUCGCCCAUGGACAAUACUGGGCUACCUACAAGCCAAUGUGUUUGUUCAUCCGUUGUCUACAAUGUGAUUGCUGCGUGCGCCGGUUGUCAAGGAGAACCUUAUGUCACAUUCACAAAUUAUACCGCUAAUUGUUCCACUUCUUACAUUACGGAUGGAGAGUGAGCAAGCUAGACAUUGUUCCUAGCGGGAACACCUUCAAAUCUUUUCCUUCGUACUAGCUUCCCCGUUUCAAUUCCUAGCGACACUCGCAUUCCGGCUUGGGC
Molecule: messenger RNA, 820 nt
Organism: Cantharellus anzutake
Lineage: Eukaryota; Fungi; Basidiomycota; Agaricomycetes; Cantharellales; Hydnaceae
Exons: 6
Coding region: 291-719 (142 amino acids)
Source: RefSeq, a predicted model, not a curated record